CCCGCCCCCCGGCUACUCCACACAACGCACCGCGACGCCGGCUCCCCCCACUGCGCGCGACGCGACGUGACGCACGGCAAGCUGUUGCAGCGCUGCCCCGCGGAGAGCGGAACGGAGAGGGAGGGGAAGUGCAGUGCAGUGCCGUGCCGCACCGCGCGAGCCGAGAGAGCUAGCGGGCUGGGCGACAUGCCGGCGGGCGGCGUGUUCUCCGGGUCGGUGAACCUCAAGUACGUCAAGCUGGGGUACCAGUACCUGGUGAACCACUUCCUGACGCUGCUGCUGGUGCCGGUGAUGGCUGCCACCGCGCUGGAGCUGGGGCGCCUGGGCCCCGGCGAGCUGCUCUCGCUGUGGCGGUCGCUGGAGCUCGACCUCGUCCACAUCCUCUGCUCCGCCUUCCUCGUCGUCUUCGUCGGCACCGUCUACGUCAUGUCGCGCCCCAGGCCCGUGUACCUGGUGGACUACGCCUGCUACAAGCCCCCUGCCAGCUGCCGGGUGCCCUUCGCCACCUUCAUGGAGCACACGCGCCUCAUCAGCGACGACGAGAAGAGCGUGCGCUUCCAGACCAGGAUCCUCGAGCGCUCGGGGCUCGGCGAGGACACGUGCCUCCCGCCCGCCAACCACUACAUCCCGCCCAACCCCAGCAUGGAGGCCUCGCGCGCCGAGGCGCAGCUCGUCAUCUUCUCCGCCAUCGACGACCUCGUCCGCCGCACGGGCCUCAAGCCCAAGGACAUCGACAUCCUCGUCGUCAACUGCAGCCUCUUCUCCCCGACGCCGUCGCUCUCCGCCAUGAUCAUCAACAAGUACAAGCUCCGCAGCAACAUCCGUAGCUUCAACCUCUCCGGCAUGGGAUGCAGCGCCGGCCUCAUCUCCAUCGAUCUCGCCCGCGACAUGCUCCAGGUGCACCCGAACUCGAACGCGCUCGUGGUGUCCACGGAGAUCAUCACGCCCAACUUCUACCAGGGCACCCGGCGCGACAUGCUGCUGCCCAACUGCCUCUUCCGGAUGGGCGCGGCGGCGAUCCUGCUGUCCAACCGGCGCCGCGAGGCCCGCCGCGCCAAGUACCGGCUGGUGCACGUGGUGCGGACGCACAAGGGCGCCGACGACCGCGCGUACCGGUGCGUGUACCAGGAGGAGGAUGACCAGGGGUACUCGGGCAUCUCGCUCUCCAAGGAGCUGAUGGCCAUCGCCGGCGACGCGCUCAAGUCCAACAUCACGACGAUCGGCCCGCUGGUGCUGCCCAUGUCGGAGCAGCUGCUCUUCUUCUUCCGGCUGGUGGGGCGCAAGCUCAUCAACAAGAGCUGGAAGCCCUACAUCCCGGACUUCAAGCUGGCGUUCGAGCACUUCUGCAUCCACGCCGGCGGCCGCGCCGUGAUCGACGAGCUGCAGAAGAACCUGCAGCUGUCGGCGCGGCACGUGGAGGCGUCCCGCAUGACGCUGCACCGGUUCGGCAACACGUCCAGCAGCUCGCUCUGGUACGAGCUCGCCUACAUCGAGGCCAAGGGCCGCAUGCACCGAGGUGACCGCGUCUGGCAGAUCGGCUUCGGCAGCGGGUUCAAGUGCAACAGCGCCGUCUGGAAGUGCCUCCGCACCAUCAAGACACCCACCAACGGGCCCUGGGACGACUGCAUCGACCGCUACCCCGUCGACGUCCCGGAGGUCGUCAAGCUGUGACCGACGAGCGAGCUCGACCGCCGCCGCCGCCGCCGUGGUGUACCUGUACGUCCCGCGAAGCAUUUCGCUUAAAAAAAUUGGAGCUUUGUGCUUUUUUUGUUCUCUUCUCUUCCUUUUUUUUGUCAAUUAAAAGGGGGUAAAAAUCCAUACUUUGGUCGCUGGAUGUGUCACACAAGGAAUGAUCAUCACAGGAGAUUAAAUUAGUUGUUGUUGGAAAAUUGGAUGUUAGCGUGGGGCAUUCUGUCAAAAACUGGCCUAGGCCAAGGAUUGGGCGAUUUGGACUUGGAUGGGAAGGAAACCGAGCACUUGUAAAUUGUAAUCCAUGCUGUAACUGGUGAAAGGGAUACCUGCAUUCUCCUGAUAGUUAUUGGAGCCCUUAUCUGUGCUUGUUAA
Messenger RNA from Panicum hallii, 2064 nucleotides. RefSeq names its product 3-ketoacyl-CoA synthase 6-like. Gene Ontology annotation, cellular component: membrane. Lineage: Eukaryota; Viridiplantae; Streptophyta; Magnoliopsida; Poales; Poaceae. Gene Ontology annotation, molecular function: acyltransferase activity, transferring groups other than amino-acyl groups. The coding region runs from base 187 to 1671 and encodes 494 amino acids. Gene Ontology annotation, biological process: fatty acid biosynthetic process. The transcript has 2 exons. The record is from RefSeq and is a predicted model, not a curated record.